This is a messenger RNA of Zootermopsis nevadensis, 8038 nucleotides long. RefSeq lists its product as uncharacterized. NCBI's taxonomy places the organism in Eukaryota, Metazoa, Arthropoda, Insecta, Blattodea, Termopsidae. The record is from RefSeq and is a predicted model, not a curated record.
GUUCACCCACUCGAGUUACCAACCGAAUCAGGAGAAGUUGCUACAUGGCACUGGAAUUCUACCGAAUUCUUCAGAUUGUUAUAUAUAUUCCGAAACUUUCAAAUUAUUACCACAUUCGUUGGGCCUAACCGCUGUUGGUUUGAACAAAGCUCACCUGAUCCUACCAAGCAUUGGCAAUAUACUAAAAACAUAUGAACAAGCCCUGUUGCAGGAACACUCUAACGAUCUAACAACACUACAGACAACGGAAACAGUUAUCCAACGUGCUACAGGACGAGUCGCCAGACCUGGACUAGAUGUGGUUGAAAUCUCUCGUACUUUACAAUCUAUCACACCUGGAGACACCAAUCACAUCUUACCUUGGCUUAUUGGAAUAAUAAUAGCACUCGCUUUACUUUUGUUAAUAUGUGUUAUUCACACUAAGAACACUGAAGGAAUGCGGUGGAGUAAUUGGGAACGAAUGUGGAACCUACAUUCAACUCCCAAACCUGAAGCAGUGCCGAUGCCAAAGCGGGACUAACGUAGCUGCAACGGAACCAGAAACGGAAGGUAUAAAUAAACCACUUACGCCGUAUGUUCGCCGUGGUAGACUGGCAGCGGAGGUGUAAUCCCUGAAGGUGGAGGGCUGUCAAGGAUCGCUUCAAUCACCUUCAGAUCCGCCUACACCUGUUCGAGCCGAGAACGAAGGAGGAAACGUCGGGCACUCGCAAGCAUGGAAUACCCUGAGGGACCAGCCCGAGUACCGUCACUACCUUCAGCCACCGAAAUACUUAAUGAUUACUCAUUACAUAAAAUGCAUUAAUAUAGUUGAACUGUGGUUAAAGCCAUGACUUCCACAGGAAACCACAUAUAAUCUUAUUUCCUUUUGUUUUUAUAUGUACUCAAUUAGUAUGUGUUAAAAAAAUGUGCGUAUAUCGCUACAUUUUUAGUAAAGGUAGAUGUUAUGAGCACGCCUGCACACACAUAUAUAUGUAUGCACACCUACACAUUCACCUGCUUACAUUUCUUUUUGAUUUACAUAUUAAGUACUGAUUAUUUGAUAUUUCUUUACUGCAUUUAGUUUUCUUGUUGUUACAUAUUGUAUGAGUUGUCAUCUCUUGAUGCAAGAACCGGUAACGUUGCGGUCAGCUGCAACCACAAGUUGCAUCCUGUAAGACAAGCCCACCGGAGUUCCAGUUAUUAAAAACAAUCGGAUGUUGGGAAACAAAGGCGUACGUGUCUUGGAGGCACGUGUUGUCAUUUUGGGGAAUAUAACGGAAAUGAUGUAAAGAUGACACCAAUCAGUCACCUUUUAUAGAGUUCAUUUUGAAAUUAGGGCGUCAUCAGCUAAUAGAGAGUCACGUAACAAAUAUUACUUAACAUGUGAUGCUGAGUGGAAACACGUAUUUAAACGGAGACGUUUCGGAAGUUAAACACUCUUCAGUGUGCACAGACUGUGAUUUAACGGAACCUUGUCCAGAGGGGAGGCCGUCGGGUUAGUCCGAGCAUUUGACUAACAUGGGACUUCGCAGUAUCGAACAGAUAUGGGUGUUUCUACUGGCAUACUCAUGUAAGUAGAGAACUAGACAAUUUUACAAGCCACGCAUUGUUAGCGCAGAAUACAGUACAGAAAGUGACUGGUUAAAUGUUGGAUAGUCGAAAGAUUGGUAGUUACAAGUGUGCUUCAUAUUCAAUUUCUUUUGUAUUAAUUUCUUGUGUCGAACUAAUUUUUUGAAAUAUAUUUACGUCAACCAGUGUUGAGAUUGACUGUUAUAACUUUAGUAAGAAGUUACAUAUGGGUUAGGUGGGGAUAGGUACCUUUCCUUAUUCCCUUCCUACGGCCAUAACAAUGGCAAGGGCAGGGCCUAUGGCUCCGUGGGGGAUGGUGUCGAAGGCUUUGGAUAUGUCGAGCUGUAUACUGUAAACGUCCAGACAUUAGGGUCCUGUGGCGAGCUGGUUGGAAUUCUUUAAAACAAAGAGUCAUUUGUGUUAAGUGAGAGAGCAGGCGGGGGACUCAUUGGUGGUCUCUCGGGGGAGUGAGCCAGCAAGGCAGUCGUGGAGAGUAUUUUGACAGAAGAAGGUUAAAACUUUUAUAAGCUUGUGUUUCAAAGAAAUUAUAUAAUAAAGGUACAAUUAGAUUCACAGUCAAUUACCAUCUCAUCAUUGCACGUUCGACCCCCGUUAACGACCCUGAGUCCCUAGCUAGCUGGAGCAAGAAACGAAGAAGGUGGAUGGUUAUAGUAAAUGGCGCAUCAACGUGGAGCGCGAUAUUGAUCAAAAUUAACGUUGAGAUUACGAAAGUGAACAAGACGAACGGAGCGGGGAGUAACAUCAUUCCACCCGGAACUAGUUCGACGGAGCGGAACGAGAAAAUGGCUGCAAAAAGGACUCUCCGAAGUGGUAAGAUAGUGAAAUAGACGUAGAAGCAAGUGAAUUAGAUAUAGACGUACCACGUGGUCAGCUUAUAGACACAGAAGCAGAAAGCCGAGUGACUGAAGAAAACCAGGUAGAUAAUAGUGUGGCGACCACAAAUAAUGAUCAACUAACCAUAAUCCUGAAUAUGUUGUCCGAAAUGAAGAAAGAAUUCCAGGAAUUUAGGAAAGAAAAUCAAGAAAGUAGGAAAGAAUUACAGGAAUUUAAGAAAGAAAUUAAGACAGAUAUUGCUAAGAUAGAUGAGAAAUUAGAAAAUAAAUUAGAAGAAACUAAGGAGGAAAUUAUGAAUGUUAGGAGAGAAAUGUUAACGUCAAUACGUAAAGCUUCUGAAGAACUAGAAUAAAGAUUAAAUGAACGAGUUAGUCGUGUAAGCAACGAUUUAGAUUCUUUGUCAAAGAAGACUGACAACCAAGUUCAAACAUUAGCUGAGGCAAUUCGAUUAAACAAAGAUAGUUACGAUGCUGGUAUCAAUAUCAUAAGUCAAGAGGUUAUGGUUUUCCAAAGCCAAGUUGUGGAGAAACAAGAAAUUGCCUAAAGUGGUUUGAAAUCCAUGCAAAAUGAAAUUGAAAAUAUGAAAGAGAUAAAGCGCAUAUCAGAAAUGGAGAGUAAGAAUGAAAUUCAACAAUUGAAACGCAAAAUGGGUCAACUUGAAGGACGCAUGGAAGAGUUGUGGCAAAGAAACAAUGAAAUUACUAACAUGAAUGAUUCUGUUGACGUUGAUGUUGCUAGAUCAAGUCGUCAUGCAAAUUUUAAAGUGCUAAUCGGUCCUGUGCCUGUUGCAAAAGUUGUGAUAGCUUUUUGUUGAUUUAGCGAUACCGACCUUUGAAAAUUUGCCGGGGCAGAACGCGAAAGCCCAUUUAGAAUCCUUUAUUGUCUAUAUUAAGUUAAAGAAUAUUCCUCCUCAUUUGCAAUUGUUUACCGCGGUUAAAUAUUUGAAAGGAAAUUCUGUGACGACGCGGGCUUCUGGAAUGUCGAGAAAUAUAAGCAGUUUCAAAGAAUUUGAAGAAGCAUUUUUAUUACAAUAUUGGAAUGUGUCGUGCCAAUCAAAGGCCAGCGUUUCUCUUUAUCAGGACCGGUACGUUAAGGGAAACCGAAUGAGUUAUGUCGACCACUUAAUGAAAUACGCGGUCAAAGCUAAAUAUUUAGAUCACCCCAUGACUGACACUGAAAUAUUAGAAUCCAUCAAUCAGACGUUCCUGCACCGUACCCCCACCAUGGGAAGCCAGCAAGCGGUGAUCCACCACAAGUGCCAGCCCAUGAUCUUCCGGGAAUAUGUGUGUAAGUAAAGAAAUUAAAAUGACGAAUUGUUGCUGUAAUCACUGAAUUGGAUUGUUGCAGGCUGUUGACUGGUGGAGCUUUGGUAUAUUGGCGUAUAAUAUGAUAGUGGGGUUGACACCCUUUCAAAAACGUGGAGAAAUAUGCAAGGAUUGUCUGUACGAGUAAGUACUUUGCCUGCCUGAGUGUUUUCUCUCGUCCAGCAAUGUAAGCGGGCUCUCUGCGCUUGUCCCUAAUCUGCUUAACGGUCUGUGAUCUAAUAAUCUCCGCCAUACGCAUCGCGAUGCGCGGGACAUCCCUCAAAGACUGUUCAAGAUCCAGCAUUGCCUCGAUUUUUACUAGUUAGUUUUAAAACUUGAAUUCUUUAAAGAACAAUGGACUGGCUGCUCAGCCUGGUGGGAAUAUCAGUGGUGUUGUUUUGGUUCCCACCACAUCCAUGCUAUAAAUAAAAUAAUAGUACUAUUUCAAGACUUAUUUCAUUGCUACUACAAGAGGUCAGUAAAGUGUUUUACAAACUGUAAAUCAUGGCGAACAGGGCUUUGAGAAACCGAGUAGUUGAACUAGAUGAUGGUUCAGGUUACGAAGAUAGUGACGCUAACAGACCAGAGUAUGAACAUAGACACGCUAUAGCGAAAAGAGAGGUCAGCAAAUUGCAAACAGAAAGUUUGGACAGAUACACCAGUAAUAUAGAAUAUGUAAGAUUUGAGGUUUUCACAGUCGAGAUUCGAAGCUCUUCGCAUCACGAAAGCAAAACGUCUCUGCUCCCUCUCCUUCCUACUACGAUGCAGGGACCAAGGGACCGUCCCGCACUUUCUGCAAUUUCAUCACCAUAUCCAUUCCGAGGCCGCCAAGAGGAGCUAUCGGAGGACGAGCUUCUGCCUACUACGGGAGUGUAUACACCACACGCGGCGCGAGUUGGAUGCGAUCUCCCGGGACCUGUUGGACAUGCACCUCCGCCUCGCUGCGGAGCUGUCCACCGCGGACUGGGCCCUCAUCGACCGCACCACCUUCGAGAGGGCUUCACGUGCUGCAGCUGACGACAAAGUCAGGCAGUGCCACGAGUUCCAACGACUGCAUGGAGCUCAGCAUGCAGGCCCGCGGACCGACACCAAGAAAGCGGUAGUUAACCUAAGCGGUAGGCCACUGGAGGAUGCUGCCUACGCAGCCCUGGGCAAGGGCCUGAACUAUUCAGUGGCCCCUACGGUGUUGCCCAUCGAGGAUUUCCUGAGCGGUGUUAAGAGAGCUGUUCGCUCCCUACCUGUGGAAGCGGCCGAGGAGGUCCGGCAAGAGACCGUUCGUAUCCUAAGAGCCUCCAAGAAGCCGAAAGACAAUCUGUCAGGAGCUGAGAGGAGAGCUCUCCGAGCCCUGCGAAAUAACGCGGACCUCACGGUCCUUCCGGCUGACAAGGGCAGCGCGACGGUUGUCCUUAGCACUGACGAUUACAACAGGAAGAUCCGAGCCCUUCUGGAAGCCCCGACGUACAGGUUACUGCCCAAGGACCCUAAGGAAGCCGUAGAACGGAAGACCACCCGACUUCUCAAGAAGUCACCACUUCCAGAGGAGGUCAUCCAACAGCUACGCCCCCACGGUUCGAGGCCCCCUAGACUGUAUGGGCUACCUAAGAUCCACAAGGAAGGAGCUCCUCUCAGGCCCAUCGCUGUUGACUGGUGGAGCUUUGGUAUAUUGGCGUAUAAUAUGAUAGUGGGGUUGACACCCUUUCAAAAACGUGGAGAAAUAUGCAAGGAUUGUCUGUACGAGCGAAUUCUCACUCGGGAACCGAAAAUGUAUCCAGUUUUCAUCAGAUCUUAUGAGCAGACUGUUACAGAAAGAUCCCGAGAAACGGUUGGGUGCGGGAAAGAAGGUGCUCUGGAGAUCAAGAAGCAUCCUUUCUUUAAUGUGAGUUCUUCCUCAUAUCUGUUUUCACAGUAGAGUAUUUGUUGAUGUUUUAGGCCUCAACUGGGUUUUUUUUGCAUUGAAUGUAAUAAGAAAAUCAAUCACAGCGUGAGCACACGUUUUUGAGAGUUUUGAAGCUGUUCUAGAUUCUUUUCUUUUCUUUUAAAAAUUGUAAUUGCAAAGUGUUAUUUACAUCCACAGCAGAACCUGUGUGUUAAGAAAUGUCAUAACACAUUCAGGAAUUACAUAGUAGCAUCACAAUUAAGUUUUAAGAAGACAUGCAUAAUAUAUUGUCAUAUCCUGUCAAUGUAAGCCUUAAAUUUGCCAAGUACUUAUUAAAAUCCUUGUGGUAUGAUGAGUUCUCCUCAGACAUCCUCCAAGUAAAUGCAGCAUCGGAAAUAACAACGAACAAAUCAUGCAAGAGAUUUCAUUUCAAAAUUCUCGUACAAUUCAAGUGUCUUUUAAACUGACAUUUGUUUUGCUGCAGAGAGUGGCGCAGAAGAGACGACAUGAACAAAGUGACAGUACUACUCCACGUUCACACAAAACGCACCUUUAAUUUUCCUGAACAAUUAUUUAUUUAAUUUCAUAAGCAAUGUACUUAUGCUGCCUGUUUCCCACACUUGCACGAUUUCAAAUGUGCCCAGAUAAUGAAAUUCCGUGUUGCUGUUGGUCUUGUGACUCGUAAAGCAAACUGACAUUUAAGUAAUGCCAACAUUUUGGAGGAACAUACUGCUUCAGUCAUCAGCUGUGAUGAUGGAGACAUUACGUUCUUCUGAAGCAUUUAUAUCUUCCUACAAGUCCACUGGUGUUAUAACCAGGAAGACCAUAAUUGACAUCUUCACCAUUGUGCGAACCUCAAAUUUCGCAUAGUGAAACUCCAUUUCUGAUAUGUCCGUAAGUCACUGUUGAAGUCGGUCAGCUCACAUUUGUAAACCAGAAACAUCAUUCUUAUCUCUUCCUUUCCACUUUACAGGUCACGUAGUCCAUCCUAAGUUAACCUUGCUGUCCCUCUGGCCUUUCUCACCAUUCUCUUUGAAACAUUCUAGUGCUUUCCAAUCAAUGAAUUGUUUUCAAACCAUCAAUCUUCUUUGUAUAUAUUUCUUUUUUCCUAUUAAUUUAAUCUCAACUGUCUGUAUUUCCAUUAUCUCACUAUAUAAACUGACAUAUACAGUUACAGUGUCAAUGAUUUCCAUGCUGUGAAGUCACAGUUUUCUUCCUUCAUCUGCUUCUUAGUCGUGUUAGUUUCUGUUUAGCAGUGGCAUAUUGCUUUGUUAUUAAAGCUUAAUUUAUUGGUUUGCUCACUCAGUUUUAUUUUUUAAUUAUAAUACUAUCAAUAACUCAGCUUAUAUAACAUAUUAGUGAUAGGAUGAUUCAUGAACAGUACACUGGAAAUGAUGCGGAAAUAAGCAACUGUGGCAUAAGUGAAGGUCCCAGACCAUUAUUUCUUUGAGGAAAUGAGGAAAACCAUGAACAAACUGAGUGAGGAUAACUAAUGCUGAACGUAUGAGGGAAUGUAGAAAUCGCAAGAAGCAAUUAUUGCAAGUUAAUGCUUCCACAUCAUUAGCAAGUAUACAAAAAAUGUCUUAAUCAAACUUUUCACUCAAUUGUAAAGCAUGUAUAAAGGGAAUAUUUAGAAUAAAGCUAAUAUAUAAACUUCCUUUCAUUGUAUUUAUUGCCUAAAUGUAAUUUAAAUACAAAGACGUAUUUACGUCACAUUCUCCGGAACCGUGGUUCCACUGUCAAUUUUUUUCUAACCUGUUACUUUAGGUUAGGGCAAAUCAAAACGUUUGUUCUGUAGUCGUCCGAAGCCUCAGCCGAUAAGGUUUUAUUUAUUUAUAUUAGUUUAAUGUAUCUAUUUAUAAGUUAGUUGAUCUAUUGGCGACAUGUUAUUGAAAACAUGCCCCUGUAGCAUGUCUGUUGGUGAAGACAAAAGAAGCUACAUUAACAGAAGGCCUCUUUUGUAUAACAUUUCGCUUAAGAGCUAAGCCCUAUUGUUAAAUCUUAAGGUAGGGCAAAGUCUAAUGGCACUACCUGUAAUAACGGGGUUGACCGAUGGCCUUUGAGACCCCUUUGUUACAAAAUUUAGGUGUGGGUCCCAAAAUUAGGGGAUCCAAUCAAAACCAAGGAUGUGCUGCAGGUACCCCUGGUUUUGGAGAGCCGAGGGUUUUUAGUCGUGUGUGCAGAUGCUUCUAGGCCUCUUCCCUUUUGGACAUCAAGUAAGUCGGUGGCAAACUGCCCAGCCACAAUUCGGCCUUUAUAAUGGAAAUUGUACCAAGUUCGAUAACUACCAAAAUUUAUAACAAAUUUGAUAAAAUAUAUUGGAACUGCAUACAUCGGCAGAGGCGAGGUGAAGAAGUGUACCUGUGUGAUUUAGUAAGUAAUAUAGACAGUGUGAACACUUGUGUACAAUUUAAUUUCAAUUUAUAACAAUAAAUCUGGGCUUGUUGAAAACCUA